This is a messenger RNA of Hibiscus syriacus, 1282 nucleotides long. Its product is annotated as ABSCISIC ACID-INSENSITIVE 5-like protein 5. Gene Ontology annotation, biological process: positive regulation of DNA-templated transcription. The coding region runs from base 142 to 1011 and encodes 289 amino acids. The record is from RefSeq and is a predicted model, not a curated record. Lineage: Eukaryota; Viridiplantae; Streptophyta; Magnoliopsida; Malvales; Malvaceae. Gene Ontology annotation, molecular function: DNA-binding transcription factor activity. Gene Ontology annotation, cellular component: nucleus. The transcript is spliced from 4 exons.
CCUUCCUUACUCUAUUUAAACUGCUGCGCUCUGCCUUUGUGCCUUUCAAUUCUCAAUUCAAUUGGCGGAAAACGAAAACAAAAUCGGUACUCUUUGGGCAAAGGAAUCGGGGAAAAAGCUGUGAAAAAUAUAAGGGCUGUCAUGGCAUCAUCCAAGGUGAUACCUACGGCGUCACAGACGAAUAACGACCUGCCACGUCAGUCGUCUCUCUGUUCUUCGCUCUCCACUCUCUUCGCCGAUCUUCAGAACCAACAGAACAACAACAAUCCGAACCAAUCUCAGAACGCUCUUGGUUCCAUGAACAUGGACGAUUUGUUGAAAAACAUAUGCUCGUCGCCACCGCCGUCUAAUACCGACGCGCACCCGCAGUUCGCCGGUGUUUCCAUAUCCGGCGAAGGCGAUUUCUCGAUCCCGAAGGAUGUGGCAAGCAAGUCCGUCGAUGACGUCUGGAAGCAGAUCGUGGUCGGUGGCGGUGAUCAGAGACAAGGGGAUCGUCCACCGGAAGGGGUUACUUUGGAGGAUUUUUUGACGAAAGCUGGGGCGGUUAGAGAAGAGGAUGUCAGAGGAGUUGGUAAUCAGGCGGGAGUUGGUGCAGGGGGUUAUGCUGUUGACCAGGGCGUUAUCGACGAUGGCGGGAAUCAUUUUUCGGUGUUUGGAAACAACGGUGGCGUUGAUCAUCAGAGGUUGGUGGCGGUAGCUGGUGGAGGCGCUAGGCGAAAGCGACGCGCCGUGGAGGCCCCUCCUUUAGAUAAAGCGACGCUGCAGAAACAGAAGAGGAUGAUCAAAAACAGAGAAUCUGCUGCGAGGUCCAGAGAACGCAAACAGGCUUAUACGGUUGAAUUGGAAUCACUGGUGACACAACUGGAAGAAGAGAAAGCCCGGUUGCUAAGAGAAGAGGCUGAGCUGAACAAGGAGAGGUUUAAGCAGCUGAUGGAGAACCUAAUCCCUGUUGAUGAGAAACGAAAACCACCGCGAAGAGUUCUCCGGCGAGUUCAUUCGAUGCAGUGGUAAAUAUGUCAGCCAGCUCCUGACCAUUUUUUUCUUUUGGCUUGACAUUUUCAAAGCAUAGAUAAAAAAUGAAUUGCUAGAACCAAUUGAAGCGAGUUAAUAUUUGAAAAGGAACAACAAAGAUAACAUCUAAAAGUUUGUGCAAAGCUUCUGGGAAUAUUUUGGGACUUAGUUUUGCAUAGGAUCCCAUUGCAGUUGAAGAUGGGCGUCUGGUGCUUUAACUUAUUAUGUACUUUUGGUAUUUGCUUAGAUUAAUGUAAAAUGUUUGUGUAAA